This is a messenger RNA of Saccoglossus kowalevskii, 1119 nucleotides long. RefSeq names its product BTB/POZ domain-containing protein 17-like. Lineage: Eukaryota; Metazoa; Hemichordata; Enteropneusta; Harrimaniidae. Gene Ontology annotation, molecular function: protein binding. The record is from RefSeq and is a predicted model, not a curated record.
AUGUUGACUGGUAAUACAUGGGCUGAAAGCAAUACACAGGAGAUUGAUUUAGAAGAAGCAUUCCAAUGUGAACCAGUGUUCCCUGAUUUUCUGAAGUUCCUGUAUACCAAUCGUAUCUUUAUUUCUGAUGAUACUGUGAUACCAUUACGAACACUAGCUGAUAAAUACAUGGUACAAAGACUGUCUAAUUUAUGUAUUGAUUACAUGUGUAGGGAAUUGAACUGUGACAAUGUAAUUGGCUGGGAUCAGUAUGCCACCAAGUUUUCCAUUAAACGUCUGUCUUUUGAAUGUCUUGGAUUUAUGCAACAAAACAUAGAUCUUCUUAUUGAUUCCAAGAAAUUUCUGAAUCUAGAUAUUGAUCAGUUUGUGAAAAUAUUGAAGUCCUCUGAUGUGCAUGUUCCAGAUGAGUACACACUGUUCAAGAGUGUAAAAGAUUGGGCAUUUGCGUAUGAUAGAUCAUGUUCAUCUGAUGAUAUCAAAUGCAAUCUCAGUACAUUGUUACCAAUUGUUCGCUAUCCAAUGAUGUCUGGUGAGCAGUUGGACUCAAUAGAAAAAGAUGAAGCCAUCAAUGCCUGUUACCCGGCCAUGAGAGAUGAAAUCAAUAGUAGUUACAAAUUUCAUGCUACAGCCAUACCAAAUCCCAAUUGGGCAAUGUGUAAAGUCACACCCAGGCGUUAUUAUCAGGGCUAUUCGUGUAAAUUCACUUUGCCAAACUAUUCAAAAAGACACCAUGAUAAUAACCGAUAUGUCAAAGUCUUCCCAGCCUACUCAUCUAAUGGUACUUCUCGUAUACUAAACUGGGAUUGGUUUGUUUCUGUUGCAAUGGGUGGCAGAACUGAUAGGCUUGGCAGCAAUAACAGAGAACCUGUUCUGGAGAUUUCUAAUCCCGGUCCAGAACGUGAAGAAAGAUCAGUGAAAAUAAUGGCAGUCUUCUAUGGUAAGAGAAAUGGCAGUAUAUUUAAAAAAAUGAAUUACACCACCCAGCUAACUGUAAGGGACUUUGACUUUCAUCACAUUCGUUUGUUUGGUUCUUCCUUGGCUCCAGAGUAUAUUGUGAAUGAUACAGUAACUUUCCAUUGUAUAAUUACACCAACAGAUAAAAUCUAUGUCAAAUGUUAG